AUGAUAAGAUUGAAUGAUAAAGGAAGUAGGGUUAUUUUGCAAACUGAAAUGGAAGAUGAAAAUGCACAGCCGAAAUUUAAGAGAAUAUUUGGGGGGCAAAUACUUUCUGCCAUAGCUAGAGAUGCAAAUAACAAUAUUUUCCCAGUUGCAUUUGCUGUUGUUGAGCAAGAAAACAAAGAUUCAUUGGGCCUUAUACCUGCAAUUGAGAUGCUGUUCCCAAUUUGUGAGCAUAGAUAUUGUGUGAAGCAUAUCUAUAAUAAUUUCAAAGUGGAUCAUAAGGGCUUGGAGUUGAAGGAUGCACUGUGGAGAUGUGCUGGAGUCACAACAGUCAGGGAGUUUGAGAGAAGAAUGCAGGAAAUGAAGGAUUUGGAUGUCAAGGCAUGGGAGUAUCUUGCUGACAUCAACCCUGCACAAUGGUCUAAGUCUCACUUUAGUAGUAGAGUUUUGUGUGAUUGUUUAGCUAAUAACUUGAGUGAGUCUUUUAAUGCCAUGAUUUUAGAAGCUAGGGAUAAGCCAAUUUUAGCAAUGUUGGAGUGGAUUAGAGUUAGGCUCAUGACCAAACAAUACAAAAAGAUGAGAGGCAGCUUCAUGUAUGAGGUUGAUAAUGGUCAUGAGAGACAUGUGGUUGACUUGGCUAAGAAAGUAUGCAGCUGUAGGAUUUGGGAUUUGACAGGACUUCCCUACAAACAUGAGAUCUCUGCUAUUGUUAAGAACCUGGAGAAAGUGGAGGACUACGUGCAUCCUUGUUACUUAAAAGAGACAUUUGCUGAAACAUACAAAGAGAUAAUACAGCCAAUGCCUGGCCAGUCUGAGUGGGUUAAGACUAACCAACCUGCUCCUAUUGCUCCUCAUGUGUAUAAACCACCUGGCAGACCACCAAAGCAAAGAAAAAGAGAUCCUGAAGAGCCAAGGAACCCUUAUAGAGUUUCUAGGAUGAACAAGACAAUCAAGUGUGGGAAGUGCAAGAAAGAAGGACAUAAUGCAAGAGGGUGCAAGACAGGCAUCACUGGUGAAACUCCAUAG
Molecule: messenger RNA, 1023 nt
Organism: Quercus lobata
Lineage: Eukaryota; Viridiplantae; Streptophyta; Magnoliopsida; Fagales; Fagaceae
Exons: 4
Coding region: 1-1023 (340 amino acids)
Source: RefSeq, a predicted model, not a curated record